This is a messenger RNA of Alligator mississippiensis (American alligator), 761 nucleotides long. Its product is annotated as maestro heat-like repeat-containing protein family member 2B. The transcript is spliced from 3 exons. Lineage: Eukaryota; Metazoa; Chordata; Crocodylia; Alligatoridae. Gene Ontology annotation, cellular component: cytoplasm. The record is from RefSeq and is a predicted model, not a curated record. Bases 417 to 761 code for a protein of 114 amino acids.
CUCCUGGUGAGUAGCCCUGGAGAGGUACUUGCCAGAGGUGUGGGGAGGGUCAGUGGUGUGGGGACACGUGCCUGUAGCCUUAGCUGGAGGAGCACGCUCUGUCUCUUCCCACACUCGGCGCUGCCCUGUGCUGGCACAGUUCCCUUCCCUUUGCAGAGCAGAGCCAGGCUCUGCCCCUGCCUCGCAGCCUGCGGAGGGGCAUGCAGGAUCAGCCUAGCACAGCACUUCAGCCUCUGUCUGAUUGCUGAAUGCUCUGGACAUGUAUGGUGGAGGCCGGUUUCCCUCCUAAAGAAAGCCAUGGAGUCCCACUCCAGAGCUGAGCCCCUGUUUCUCUCGUGCUGUCUGUGGUUGCCUCGGCCCUGGGUGACAGCAGCCGCGCACAUUCUGCCCUGCGGGCACUGUGGGCUCUGCACCGCAUGAUCCACCCUGCUGUUGGAGAGCAGUGGAGGGUCAAGAUUCCCAUCCUGCUCUCGACUAUUGAAGCUUCAGGAAAUCCUGAGACCUCCCAGGACAAUGUGUGGUGGGAGCACCUGCUGCUGAAGUUCCUGAACAUGACACUGAAGAGCAUUGCUGACGAUGCCUGGAGCAGUCAGCUGAGCCUGGAGCUGCAGCACCAGACAGCCAGUUAUGCCUGCCCCUCCCCGGAGAAGGUGUGUGCUCUUGGCAGCGGCUGGGUUUCUGCAGCUGUUUGGUGGUGCUGUGGCAGGAGGCUGCAGAGAGUUUCUCUCCACAGUUUGCGCUUUUCCGUUCUAUUUUCUUGA